This is a messenger RNA of Funneliformis caledonium, 184 nucleotides long. The record is from the annotation of a GenBank genome assembly. NCBI's taxonomy places the organism in Eukaryota, Fungi, Glomeromycota, Glomeromycetes, Glomerales, Glomeraceae.
UAAUUCAAAGAUGUCGAUGUCAAAAAACAUUGGAGGAGCGUCGGUAGUAAUUGCUUCAAGUGCUGAAAUAAUACAUGAAGUGGGUCAAUUUGCAGUAGAAAGACGUUUUACUGGCGAAUUAGCCAAAGAGACCAUUAAAGUUAUGGGGAACCUUGCAGAUGCUGUUGGUCCUUACCUACCUUUU